GUGAUUCAUUGCGAACUAGCGGUCCUAUAUUAAUCGGCUUCAUUCUCCAAGACUCCCUUCAUCUUCCUUGAAAUCCAAUCUACAUUUCAUCUCCCAUACUCCUACUCCUCACACAUCCAACAACAUGGCCUCCGAAAAGCCCCGUGUCUGUCUGGCCUACUCCGGUGGUCUUGACACCAGCUGCAUUCUGCGCUGGCUCAUCGAGGAGGGUUACGAUGUGGUCUGCUUCCUCGCCAAUGUCGGCCAGGAGGAGGAUUGGGCUGCCGUCGAGGCCAAGGCCCUGAAGAUUGGCGCCAAGAAGAUGAUCAUUGAGGAUCUCCAGCGCGAGUUCAUCACCGAGCUCUGCUUCCCCGCUAUCCAGUGCAAUGCCAUCUACGAGGGCCGCUACCUGCUCGGAACCAGCUUGGCUCGCCCCGUCAUUGCCCGUGCUCAGAUGCGCGCUGCCCAGCGCGAGGGCUGCCAGUUCGUCAGCCACGGUGCCACGGGUAAGGGUAACGACCAGGUCCGCUUCGAGCUGGCCUUCUACGCCAUUCAGCCCUCCAUCAAGAUCAUCGCCCCCUGGCGUGAUCCCAAGUUCUUCAAGCGUUUCGCUGGCCGUAACGAUCUCCUUGACUACGCCGCCCAGACUGGCAUCCCCGUCACUUCCACCAAGGCCAAGCCGUGGUCCAUGGACUCCAACUCUGCCCACUGCAGUUACGAGGCUGGCAUCUUGGAAGACCCCAACCAGACCCCUCCCGCUGACAUGUGGACCAUGACCGCCGACCCCCUUACUGCCCCCAACGAGCCCGUUGACCUCACCAUCCACUUCGAGCAGGGUGUUCCCACCAAACUUAUUGCCCCCGGCAAGGAGUACACCGACCCCGUCGAGCUCUUCUACGCUCUUAACAAAAUUGGCUAUACCCACGGCAUUGGCCGUAUCGAUAUUGUCGAGAACCGUUUCAUCGGUCUCAAGAGCCGUGGCUGCUACGACUCUCCUGCUAUGACCAUCCUGCGCGAUGCUCACCUUGACCUUGAGGGUCUUGUCAUGGACGGUCAGGUCCGCGCUCUCCGGGACCAGUUUGUCACCCACAACUGGUCUAUUCAGCUCUACAACGGCUACUACUUCAGUGCCGAGCGUGAAUUCAUUGAGAACAGCAUCAAGUUCAGCCAGAAGCGCGUGAACGGUGAGGUCCGCGUCCGCCUUUACAAGGGCCACGUCUACAUCCUUGGUCGCUCCAGCAGCACCGAGAAGCUCUACUCGGCUGAGGAGGCUUCCAUGGACUCCCUGGAGGACUUCGAGCCCACUGACACCACCGGCUUCGUCGCUAUUCAGUCUAUCCGGUUGAAGAAGUACGGUCUCCAGAAGGCCGAGGAGGGGGAGAGCCUGAGCCGUGCUUAGGCAGCUGUCAUGUUUGCACGAUUGGAGGGAUAUCAUGGAACAUCCAAAAGGAUAUAAAAGUAAUACCAAGCACGUUCUAGACCAAAUUCGAAUACCUUAG
Aspergillus homomorphus CBS 101889 is the source of this 1478-nucleotide messenger RNA. RefSeq names its product argininosuccinate synthase. Gene Ontology annotation, molecular function: ATP binding; argininosuccinate synthase activity. Gene Ontology annotation, cellular component: cytoplasm. The record is from RefSeq and is a predicted model, not a curated record. Bases 125 to 1378 code for a protein of 417 amino acids. The transcript is spliced from 12 exons. NCBI's taxonomy places the organism in Eukaryota, Fungi, Ascomycota, Eurotiomycetes, Eurotiales, Aspergillaceae. Gene Ontology annotation, biological process: urea cycle; L-arginine biosynthetic process.